Peronospora matthiolae is the source of this 519-nucleotide messenger RNA. NCBI's taxonomy places the organism in Eukaryota, Oomycota, Peronosporomycetes, Peronosporales, Peronosporaceae. The record is from the annotation of a GenBank genome assembly.
AUGAAGACCUCGUUCCUGUCCACUGCGGCUCUUGCCAUUGCCAUCACUCGCUCGAAUGCCGCGGAAUGUGACAUGGGCGAGAUCGAGGGCAAGCUCUACUCGAACGCCACGAAGGGACUCGCCAAUUGCAAGAAUGCCACGGGCAUUGACAUUUUCUCAGUCAGCGAGUUCCCUACACUCGAGCAGGUCACAGACUUGUCGGAGAACGUCGACUGUGCCGACUACUUGAACCAGAUCAACCAGGUGGCCAACACCGAGACCCAGUGCAACGUUACGAUUGAGGGCGUCGAGAUCAACUUCGGCACACUCAUUGCUAGCUUCCUGACAGGAAAGACUGGCAACGAGUCGGACUCCGGUAGCGGCUCCAUCGAGGUCCCAAGCGCCAGCGACUCGGGCUCGGAUUCUUUUGAACCGACUGUCGUCCCGAAGUCUACUGGUUCGAAUGGCGCCACGAGCGCAUCUGCUCUUUCGUUUGUCGCCUACUGCGUUGCUGCCACCCUCGCACUGGCGUUGCAGUAG